Messenger RNA from Argiope bruennichi, 2849 nucleotides. Its product is annotated as limulus clotting factor C-like. Bases 85 to 2649 code for a protein of 854 amino acids. Gene Ontology annotation, cellular component: extracellular region. The record is from RefSeq and is a predicted model, not a curated record. Gene Ontology annotation, biological process: proteolysis; complement activation. The transcript has 13 exons. NCBI's taxonomy places the organism in Eukaryota, Metazoa, Arthropoda, Arachnida, Araneae, Araneidae. Gene Ontology annotation, molecular function: protein binding; serine-type endopeptidase activity.
AACAAAUGAAACUAAGAAAUUAUAAUUCAAAAUUGAUUUGUUUAAAAUAUGACUGCAAUAGAAUUCUCCUGAUCAAAUAAGAUCAUGCCAAUCAUAGAACAUAUGCUUAGUUGGCCAGGAAAUCCAACACAAAAGUUGUGUAAUUAUGGUAGAACUACCGUAGAUUUUUACUUUGGCAUCGUUUUAUCGAUCACUUUACUAUUAUUAAACAUUUCGGCUCAAUGUCCAAAUUUAGUUUUUUGUCGAUGUGGCACCAGCGAAGAUGCAAUAUAUUACACACACUGCAUUGAUGAAAUAUUGGAGGAAAACGUAUGUGACAGGUGGGUGAACUGCGAGACAUGUGAAGCUAAUAUAACAUACUGCUUGACAUGCCCUGAAGGUCACUCUGGCCCUACCUGUGAAGAUCCAGUUGCGAAUUGUUCUGAUCCCGGAAUUGUUCCGUUUGGCUACCGUCGCUUAAUAAACGGCAUUCGUUCUAAAUCAAAUAGGAUCUACACUUUUGGACAAUCCUUGCAGUAUUUCUGCAACCAAGGAUACGAAUUAGUGGGCAAUAACGUUCUGACUUGCUUGUCCUCAGGGCAAUGGACAAGCCAAACACCAUCCUGCCAGCGUAUCUCUAUUGCUGAUACAUCCUCAAGACAGCCAUUUUUCUGUGGAUAUCCAGAUCAAAAGCCAAAUAGCAGAUUGAUCACAUACGCGAGUGGAGGUGGAACUUUCCCCCCAGGAGCUCUGUUUACGUAUGCAUGCAACGAUGGGUACUAUACGAGGGAUCCUCUUGUUGCCAUAUGUUUGCCUUCCGGUCAAUGGAACACAUCUGCACCUACCUGCAUCAGAAUUGUGGCCCCAACCACUACGCCGCAGUCCUUUUGCACUUAUCCUGAAAUGGAUGAAACUGGUAUGAUUAUCGAACCGUUCCUUGAUGCCCAAGAGAGGAGAAGGCCGUUCCCGCCAGGAUCUAAGAUCACUUUUGAUUGCGAAGAAGGUUACGAAAUGGUUGGGGAUGAAUGGAAGAUUUAUUGCAAACUCAAAGGACAAUGGACUUCAGACCCUCCCAUAUGUGUGGACAUUUCUACAUAUGAAGAUACUCUAGUUCCUGAGGCUGUCAUGGGUGGCUGCCCAGUUCCCACAGUAGAUCCAAAUGGAGCCAUGGAGGAUAUACCACCAGAUGAUCCUAGACGAUUAGGACAAGGAUUUGAUGCAGGAAGUCCGGUGAAUUUCACUUGCAAUGAUGGUUAUGAGCUGGAAGGCAGCAAUAUGAUUAUUUGCCUUCGAAAUGGGCGCUGGAAUUCCCCCCCACCCACGUGCAGAAGUAAUCUACCUCCCGUGAGGACUGCCAUUGCCAAUAUUGUAAAGUGCACGGAUCCAGGUGCAAUUGCAAAUGGAGGAGUUGUUGUGCUCUAUAGUAUAGCCAGAGUAAAUCGUACCUCUUCUGUUGGACCUCUCACGUAUCCAGUUGGUACUAGGCUCACAUAUGCCUGCGUUAAUGGUUACUCUUUGCAAGGAGAGAGGCAGUUAAAUUGUAGAACUACAGGAGAGUGGUCUGGGGAGAAACCGAUAUGUGCUGCAAUUCCUUCUCAACCGAGAGACUUGCAUGAGAAAAUAUCAACGAGUACAUCAAUAGAAGUUGAAUGGAAAGAACCCAGUCCAGCAAAUAAUCCAAUCACAAAUUACACUGUGAGAUGGAUCAAUCUCGGCAACGAUGCAAUGAAUUCCAGUACUACAAACGAAACAAGCUAUCUUAUAGAAGGACUGGGAGCAUACACCGCCUAUUCAGUUCAAGUGAGAGCAGCUACAGUAGCUGGAUUUGGCAACUGGACAGAACCAUUAGUGAUACAAACCAAAAUUAGUGACUGUGGACGCCCUUCAAUUGGUAUCUCAGAUUCUUCAUUCCGAAAUACAUUAACAGUACCAGAAGAAUGGCCUUGGACAGUGGCCAUCAGUCAGAAAAAUACCGACAAACUUCUAUGUGGCGGAGCUCUUCUGGAUGACAAGACUGUUCUGACUGUAGCUCACUGCGUCAGACCGAAUCGCGAGUAUACGCUUUUUUUCGGUGCACAAGAAUUAAUUAAAGGAAAUAAUAACACUCUUGUUCAAGAGAGAGAGAGUUGUCGAACAGUUUUACACCCGGAAUUUAAUCAUAGGACUUUUGAAAAUGACAUUGCUUUGGUGAAUUUCGAACCACCUGUUCAAUUUACAGAAAAAAUCCGUCCGAUCUGCCUACCAACUUCGGAUUCAACUGCAAGAAAUGUGGUUCCAGAAACAAAAGGAUUUGUAUCUGGAUAUGAAUCGACUACGCGUGGACCACCAUCUAAAGUAAUGCAAAAAAUCCAAAUUCCAGUUGUUUCAGAGCCGACUUGCAAGGAGGCUCACAGAAAGAAGCGUUUAACUUUACCCAUCACUCCAGGCAUGUUCUGCGCAGGUCUCGAAGAAGGCGUCCCGGGUUUUUGCUCCAUGGCCAGCGGAUCGCCUAUGGUUUUUUACAACCCGGUAGAAGACCACUAUACGUUGGAAGGAUUAGUUAGCUGGGGAGCGAGUUCGCCGUGUGUGAAAAAAGAAAAUUACAUUACUAUGACAAAAGUUGAAAAUUUUACGAGUUGGGUAUUAGAAAAUCAGCAGGUGAAAGAGAGUUGUAAUAAAUCUGAUCGUUAAAGUACCCAAAUAAUUCUCUUUAUCAAGAAAAAAAAAUGUUUCCGCUGAAGUGAUAAUCGGCUUACAGUUGUGUUUUAAUUAAAAAAAGCACCAAAAUAAUUUUCUUUACCUAAAAAAAAUUUUUUCCAGCGAAGUGAUGAUCGGCUUACGGUUGCUUUUUAAUAAAAAAAAAACACCAAAAUAAUUUUCUACCUAAAAAA